AUGCAUGAGAGAAGUAAAUCAAAUAGCAAGAGUGUUUUCUAUUGGUAUACUCUUAACCAAAGGACCAAAGAAACCAAGUGGAAGAAAUUUACUAAAUUGCGUCAAAAUACGAAACCUGAAGAAGUAAAACAAUCUGAAGCAUAUCUUUCAAAACAUCCAGCUUUGACCGUUAACGUUCUUCAAUUUGCCGAAUACUUGAAAGUCAGGGCAAGAGUUCAUGAGGCAUUGUCCACAUAUUACAUGAAUGAAGAUAAUGAACAUCACAAUCAUGAUUUAAUUCCAUUCCGAAAGAUGAAGCUAUCUUCGAUCGUCAACAGGCAGCAGUCUGACAGCCAGGUAUCAGCAAAAAUUCGAGAGAAGUUCGGAAAAGACUCUAUUAUCGUCAUUGAGGAUUGA
This is a messenger RNA of Rhizopus microsporus ATCC 52813, 396 nucleotides long. RefSeq lists its product as uncharacterized. The record is from RefSeq and is a predicted model, not a curated record. The transcript has a single exon. Bases 1 to 396 code for a protein of 131 amino acids. NCBI's taxonomy places the organism in Eukaryota, Fungi, Mucoromycota, Mucoromycetes, Mucorales, Rhizopodaceae.